Trichoplusia ni (cabbage looper) is the source of this 3467-nucleotide messenger RNA. RefSeq names its product laccase-5 (gene stw). NCBI's taxonomy places the organism in Eukaryota, Metazoa, Arthropoda, Insecta, Lepidoptera, Noctuidae. Bases 272 to 2554 code for a protein of 760 amino acids. The record is from RefSeq and is a predicted model, not a curated record. Gene Ontology annotation, cellular component: plasma membrane. Gene Ontology annotation, biological process: iron ion transport. The transcript is spliced from 8 exons. Gene Ontology annotation, molecular function: copper ion binding; oxidoreductase activity.
CGGCGAAAGGUUUUAUAUACAAGUGGAAUUCGCACUGCCAAAUUGCUAUAAGUCAAAAUAUAGGGUAGUCGGGCGGUUGACUCGUUCGUAGAGCAGCCGGCGUGCGUGAUCCAGUACCGACGUCUUGUAUCAACAAGUUAGUGCACUCGUUCGUGACACGCGAGUUGGGAUUAUACGCGUCCUGAUAACUCAAGCCAGCAGGCAAAUGCACUGGCACUGGAAGCCUUUGUAGUCUAUCGUUUUAUAGAGGCAUCAGACUUUGUGUGUUAACAUGGGGUGCAGUGGAAGAUAUUAUUUUCUGACUCUGGUUUUGUGCGUUGUGACUGAACUUGCGAUCGGUGUGAGUGUGACGGCCAAGAGAAAGAAAGAAGCCAUAAGCACCGCAGACGAUCAAUCGACGUCAGCGUCAUGGUGGCAAGCGGGAACAGCAACACCGUUUCGCGAGGGCUCUAGCAGCGCCUUCUCCUCGACCCACGGCCUCGUACAAACUCAUCCGACAGGAAGCGAUCCCUUCGCCUCCUUCGGCAGCAUCGGCAGUACUUCUGGACCCUCAUCCAACCCAUUCGCUUCAAGCGGCAGCGGUCCGUUGAGCAGUGGAGUUCGGAGCAACCCUCUUCCGUCUUUGACCAGAAAUGCUAAUGGAAAGCUUUCUCUGAAGCAUUUGGACUUCACAAGCAGUGCUACUGCUGAGUUGAGAAGGAACCCUGCCCUGUCCGCCCCUGAUGAAUGUGCUCGUGCCUGCAGGGAGAAUGAACCACCAAGGAUUUGCUACUACCACUUCACUUUGGAAUUGUACACGGUUUUGGGAGCAGCGUGUCAAGUCUGUACACCAAAUGCGACGAAUGUGGUGUGGUCUCAUUGUCAAUGUGUGUUGGCCGAUGGUGUCGAGCGAGGAAUCCUCACAGCCAACAGAAUGUUGCCUGGACCUUCCAUCCAAGUGUGCGAGAAUGACAAGGUAGUUAUUGAUGUAGAGAACCAUAUGGAAGGUAUGGAGGUGACCAUUCACUGGCACGGAAUCUGGCAGAGAGGCUCUCAGUACUACGACGGUGUGCCGUUUGUGACGCAGUGCCCUAUUCAGCAAGGAAAUACGUUCAGAUAUCAAUGGCAAGGUAACGCAGGUACCCACUUCUGGCACGCUCACACAGGUCUGCAGAAACUCGAUGGUUUAUACGGCAGCAUCGUCGUACGUCAGCCUCCCUCUAAGGACCCCAACAGUCACUUGUACGACUACGAUUUAACUACUCACGUAAUGUUGCUCAGUGACUGGUUGCAUGAGGAUGCCGCUGAAAGAUACCCAGGUCGUCUGGCCGUUAACACUGGACAAGACCCCGAGAACGUUCUUAUUAACGGAAAGGGUCAAUUCAGAGACCCCAACACUGGUUUCAUGACAAACACACCGCUCGAAGUGUUUACAAUUACUCCUGGCAGAAGAUACAGAUUCAGAAUGAUCAACGCUUUCGCGUCCGUAUGUCCCGCGCAAGUCACUUUCGAAGGCCACAAUUUAACCGUUAUUGCGACUGACGGUGAGCCAGUGCAUCCGGUACAAGUAAACACCAUCAUCUCGUUCUCAGGUGAACGAUACGACUUUGUAAUCGAAGCGAACAACAUUCCUGGAGCCUACUGGAUCCAGGUCCGAGGACUCGGAGAGUGCGGUAUUAAGAGAGCGCAACAAUUAGGUAUUCUCAGAUACGCAAGAGGACCUUACCAGCCAUCAUCGCAGCCGCCCACCUACGACGUAGGCAUACCUCAAGGAGUGGUGAUGAACCCAUUGGAUGCCAGGUGUAAUAUAACAAGAAACGAUGCUAUUUGCGUCAGUCAGCUGAAGAAUGCCAAACACAUUGAUCCAGCCAUCCUUCAAGACAGACCCGACGUUAAAAUCUUCUUGCCUUUCCGUUUCUUCGUCUAUAGGCCCGAGAUGUUGUUCCAGCCCAACACCUAUAACCGAUACUUAGUCGCUCCUGGAGGAGAUCACGUAAUCAGUUUGAUAGACGAAAUUUCAUACAUGGCCCCGCCCGCGCCACUUAUAAGUCAGUACGACGACAUCAACCCCGAACAGUUCUGUAACGGUGACAAUCGGCCCGCUAACUGCGGACAGAAUUGCAUGUGUACCCACAAAGUCGAUAUACCCCUAAACGCUGUUGUUGAAGUAGUAUUGGUAGAUGAAGUUCAAAUCGCGAACUUAUCUCACCCGUUCCACUUGCACGGAUACGCCUACAACGUCAUCGGUAUUGGUCGCUCACCUGACCAGAACGUAAAGAAGAUCAACUUGAAACAUGCUCUCGACCUCGAUAGAAGAGGUUUGCUCGAGCGUCACCUUAAGCAGGGAGACCUCCCACCAGCGAAGGACACCAUUGCCGUCCCGAACAACGGCUACGUCAUUAUCCGUUUCAGAGCCAACAACCCUGGCUUCUGGCUUUUCCAUUGUCACUUCCUCUUCCACAUCGUUAUUGGCAUGAACCUCGUUCUUCAAGUCGGUACUCAGGCCGAUCUGCCGCCGGUCCCUCCCAACUUCCCCACAUGCGGCGACCACCUUCCUCCCAUCUCGCUCCACUAAAUUGGUUCCUAGACAAAUUGCCCCGUUUUUUGCAUGUGCAAAUAAAAGUGCAGCACAGCCCCAGUUGAUUUAAAUAUGUUAACUAAGUGUAAAUUUAUGUUUGUUUUGUGUGAUGUGUCCGGUAGAUUCGAAGUGCUCGAUUCUGCCGUUUGUGUUUAUUUUUGUACUAGAAUGAUUCAAUGGGAGUUAAUGAUGGUUUGUGAUUUUAUUUAACGAUGAUGCACUGUUUCUACGAGUUGACUUCAUUUAAUUUUAUGCCAUAUUCGGUGAUAUUUUCUUAAUUACGUUUUAAUUAUUAAUAUCGCCUAUAAUAUGUACUUUGAGGCUCUUGAACCAACAAUAUUAUUUUUGCGUAUAGUUUAACAAGACAUGUCCGUCCUGUAACUAACAACUUGCCAUUAUAAUUUUAUUUUCACCAAUGAUAUUUAUUACUUGUAUAUAUUUAAAAGCUACUUAUUAGACCUACUUGCUUAGAAUUUUAAGAUGUCUGGACAAUAAUCCAACUGAAUGUUGCAUGCACUACAAUUUAUGAUAAUAUGUAAAUAACGGAUUUCAGUACUUAUGUAAAUACACAGUAGUAUGACCACUCUGUAUCACACUCCGUAAACAAACAAAGACUGUAUAUUAUUAUGUAGACUAUAGAUAUACAGAAAGUACACGUGAGGUUACCAUUAAUUAAGAGAUUUGUUUAGUUUUACGGCUUGAAGUCAGUGUGAUUGUGCCAACGGAAAUUACAAAAAUAUGUCGGUGUGUCCUAGUCGGCCUAGAACGACAAUACCCAACUUACAACGAACAUUUAUCGCAGCGAAGUAGGUAUAUUUUGCUACUAAGUAAAGACAAGCAAAAAAAAACGUUACGAUUUAUCAUAUUAAUAUAAAACUACUCUAAGAAUGUAAAAUUUUAUACCAUUUAA